GCUAUUGUUGGAAAAUUUAAAUAAAAUGUUAUUUACAUAACGUAAGCCCAUUAAAUAAUAGUUAUGGUCAGUAAAACUUUACUGAUGUUUCGAAAAGGCAGUAGAGAAUGUUUAUUUCUUGUUUUUGAUGAAGAACACUCUUCAUGUCCUUUAAAAUGAAUAUUUAUUUAUUCUUAAUCUAUUAUUGUGUUCAAUUAUGUGGUUCGACCCCCAUUUCCAACUAUUUACGUCAAAGAGAAAAUUUAAUCAGAAAAUCACAGAGUUUUGCUAUAGGAUCUCAUCUCAAGCUCGAUGAAAACGAAGUAGUAGUGAACGAAAUUCUGAUGGAAUACAAGAAACAAGAACUGUGGCAUGGUUUUAAUCCCAAAAGUUAUCUGGCUGGUAAAUAUUUUACUGAAGCAAAGGAAGGAAUAGAACGGUCAUGUGUCUAUAAGAUAAUUCAAAAGUUACCCAAAGGUGCAAAUUUACAUUGCCACGAUGAGGGAAUGGUAUCCGCAGAUUAUAUAUUCAACAAUUUAACACACAGAUCUAAUCUAUACGUGAAUUAUAAACCAAACCAUCCAAAUAUCAAAUUAAGGUUCUUGAAAACAAAUCCAGGUCCACCAUGGUUUCCUAUAGAAACAUUUAGGACAAUUUCUGACUCAUUUGACGUUAGACUGAAGGAGAGUCUAACAAUCGCUAGAAACAACUCUAGAGUUUUAUAUAGCGAUAUUGAUUCAGUCUGGAAAGCGUUUCAGGAUAUAUUUCCUCUUAUCCAGUCUAUGAUAAAUUAUAAAUCAGCGUAUGAAGAUUUCUUAUAUCAGGCACUCUUGGAACAAUAUGAGGAUAAUAUCAAAUACGUCGAGGUUCGUUUGGACUUAUCGCCAUUAUAUGACCUGAAAGGAACCAAAUAUACUAUCGAGGAUAAAGUUAAAGUAGUUCUUCAAGUUGUACGGAACUUUCAAAGAGACCAUCUCGAUUUUUGGGGAGCCAAACUAAUCCUAUCCAUUAUGCGAGGUAGUGAUUUUGACGAUAUUCAGCACAAGUUGGAGAUUAUAAAAACUAUAGCUCAAAAGUAUCCCGGAUUUGUGGUUGGUAUUGAUCUGAUUGGACAAAAAGACCUUGGUAAACCUUUGAUAAACUUCUUACCUCAACUAAUGGACCUACAAAAGCAAGGUAUUAAAUUCUUCUUUCACGCUGGCGAAACACUAUGGAAUGGAGAAGCAUCAGACCAGAAUUUGUAUGACGCCAUAUUGCUAAACACCAGCAGAAUUGGUCACGGUUAUGCUGUGACAAAACAUCCAGAAAUUUUAAGGCUAAUCAAGGAAAAAUCUAUCCCUCUGGAAAUAAGCCCUAUAUCAAAUCAGAUACUUGGCUUGGUGAAAGACUUACGUAACCAUCCUGCAAAUUUUUUGAUAGCCAAUAACUAUCCUUUAGUUAUAACGUCAGACGAUCCAGCAAUAUGGAACGCCCAGGGACUUAGUUUUGAUUGGUACAUGACAUUUAUGGCGAUGACAGGCAGUGACGUCGAUCUAAAAUUUCUCAAACAACUCGCCAUGAACUCGAUUAUCUACAGCUCUAUGACGCCGAACUUUAAGCAAGAAGUACUGAAAUCAUGGAAUGACGAUUGGGAGUUCUUCCUACGAGAAGUUAUGUAUAAUAAUGUAUGUUAAUUUAUUGUAAACGCGUUUAAAAGGAGUCAAGUGAAUUGGUCAAGUCACAGGAACCGAUUUGAAAGUAGGGUUACCAGAUGAAAACUUGUCCACUCCGGGCAAACUUUCCCAAAAUCCGGACGUCAUAGUUUUUAACAAAGUAGCAUUUUUUACAUUACCACUGAUUGGUGAUAGUUAUCAUUUUUAAUUUAUUUAUAAAAUAAGAGCAAAAUAUACAUUUAUAACUUUCAAAACUUAAAACUUACGAAGUAAAACAAUGAAUUUACACUGCUGCAUUGGCUCCCUAACUGGCACAAAAAGCUUUGUACAUUCUGCGUAUGCCAAAAAAUUAUUGAUAUAGAGUGUAU
Molecule: messenger RNA, 1999 nt
Organism: Sitophilus oryzae (rice weevil)
Lineage: Eukaryota; Metazoa; Arthropoda; Insecta; Coleoptera; Curculionidae
Product: adenosine deaminase 2-like
Exons: 5
Coding region: 144-1652 (502 amino acids)
Biological process (GO): inosine biosynthetic process; adenosine catabolic process
Molecular function (GO): adenosine deaminase activity
Source: RefSeq, a predicted model, not a curated record